AUGCAAGAUAAUUAAGAUAAUUAAGGUAAUUAAGAAUACUAAGAUAAUAAAGAUAAUUAAGAUAAUUAAGAUAAUUAAAAUAAUUAAAAUAAUUAAGAUAAUUAAGACAAUUAGGAUAAUUAAGAUUAAUAAGUCAAUAUAGAUAAUAAAAAUAACUAAGAUAAUAUAGAUAAUUAAGAUUAUUAAGAUAAUAUAGAUAAUUAAGACAAUUAAGAUAAUUAGGAAUAUUAAGAUAAUACAAAUAAUAUAGAUAAUAUAGAUAAUAUAGAUAAUUAAAAUAAUUAAGAUAAUUAAGAUAAUUAAAAUAAUUAAAAUAAUUAAGAUAAUUAAGAUAAUUAAAAUAAUUAAGAUAAUUAAGAUAAUUAAGAUAAUUAAGAUAAUUAAGAUAAUUAAGAUAAUUAAGAUAAUUAAGAUAAUUAAGAUAAUUAAGAAUGUUAAGAAUACUAAGAUAGUUAAGAUAAUUAAGAUAUUUAAGAUAAUUAAAAUAAUCAAGAUAAUCAAGAUAAUCAAGAUAAUCAAGAUAAUCAAGAUAAUCAAGAUAAUCAAGAUAAUCAAGAUAAUCAAGAUAAUUAAGAUAAUCAAGAUAAUUAAGAUAAUCAAGAUAAUUAAUAUAAUCAAGAUAAUUAAGAUAAUGAAUAUGAUCAAAACUUUGAUGAAGAAAAUAAUUCUUAAAAUUAAGAUGAAGUAUAAAAUAAUUUUGAAAAAAAUGAUGAUGAUUAAAAUGAUUAUGACUAACAUGAUAUUUCCUAAAACAAUUAUUAAGAAAAAGAGGAAAAAAAUAGUGAUAAUUCAAUAUAAGAAGAUGAAAAUAAAAUAAAAGAAGAUAAUAGAAUAAGAGUAUAAAAUAAUAUUUAUAUAUAUAUAUAUUAAAUAAAAAAAUAUAGAAAUAGACACUAACUAAACCUAUAAUAAAAGAUAUAAAGUAAAAAACAAAGUAAAUAUAAUUCAAUUAAUAUUAAAAAAAGUUAAUAAACAUUAAAUCUAUUAGACGAAAACGAAGUUAAUCCCAAUAAAUAAAAAAGUGUUAAAUUUAAUCUUUAAUUUCCUAAUGCAGAUAUUUAAGACAAAAUAUUAAAUGAAAUAGAUACAGAUUUCAAUAAAUAUUAUUAAAGUCUUACCUCAGCAUACACUGAUACAUAAUUUCCACCACAAUUAGAUUCAUUAACAAAAAAUAUUAAAGCCUUUCCAAAAGCAAGUUAAUAUGUAUGGCUAAGAGCUAGAUAAUUCUGUGAAUAAACUCCUUAAAUAUUUUAUUAAGAAAUUUCACCUAAUGAUAUUAAAUAAGGAGAAUUAGGUGAUUGUUAUUUUUUAAGUAGCUUAAGUGUUUUGGCAGAAAAUCCAAAUUUAGUUAAACGCCUUUUUGUUACGCAAGAGUAUAAUGAUAAAGGCUGUUAUUCAUUGUGGAUGUGUGUAGAUGGAGAAUGGUAAUAAAUAAUAAUUGAUGAUUACUUUCCAUGUGAUAAAUAAUCAAAAUAGCCUGUAUUUUCACGCACAAACGGACCUGAGUUAUGGGUAUUAAUAAUGGAAAAAGUUUAUGCAAAGAUCCAUGGUUCAUAUGAUAAAAUUGAAGCAGGUUAAACAAUAGAAGCAAUAAGAGAUUUAACAGGGGCUCCAGGGAAGACUAUAAAAAAUGAAAAUGUGGAAGAAGUUUGGGAUUUUAUAUUAAAAAAUGAGCGUAAAAAAUAUUUAUUAACAUGUGGUUCUUAAUCUGAUGAUAGAGGAAUGGAAACUAAAAAGGAAUCAGGUAUAGUAUCUUCACAUGCUUAUGGAAUUCUAGAUGCCUAAGAUAUUGGAAUUGCAAGACUUAUUUAAGUCAGAAACCCUUGGGGGACUAUGGAAUGGAAAGGUGAUUGGAGUGAUAAAAGUAAUAAAUGGACUCCUGAGCUGAAAAAAAAAGUCGGGUUUUAAGACAAUGAUGAUGGAAUUUUCUGGAUUGAUGUGAAGGAUUAUAUUAAAGAGUUUUCAGAAACUAGUGUAAACUUUUUAAAUGAAAAUUAUUUUUAUUCUUCAAGGAAAUUUUAAGAUGUAUAAAAAGUGAUCUUUUGUUUUAAUGUUAAUAAAAAAUGUCAUGCUUAUUUUUCUUUAUAAUAAAAAAGCGAAAGGCAUUUUGCAAAAAUACAGAAUUCAAAUUAUAAAUAUUCUAUUAUUAGACUUAUUAUUUGUUAACUUGAUAAUAAUAAAUAACCUUUUAGUUAUUUAGGAGAUUCAUAUAGUUGCUUUAAAGAUACUUUCUUUGAUCAUGAAGUUCAGCCAGGUAUAUAUGCUGCUUUUAUAGAAGUAGAUUGGCAGUAAAAGUAAUGCUAAGAUUUUGUUUUUAGUAUAUACUCAAGUUCUGAAGUAAAUUAAAAUUAAAUUUAAUAAGGUUAAGGCUAUUAUGAAUUUAUGAAUAAUUGUGUAGCUUUAAAAGAAUUUAAUUCGAUGAAAGAAAAUAAAAGAACAGUUUAUGAAGAGUGCAAUUAAAUAAUUAGAGAUUGUGCUUCGUUUGGAGGUUAUUUGUUUUUUUGUUAUAGAAAUUAAUCUAAAGAUUUUGUUUUGGAUGAAGAAAUAAAUCUAUAAGGAGAAAAUUUGCAAAUUUUAGAAGAUAAUAAUCGAGAUGUAUUAUAAGUUGAUAAAAAAAAAAAUUCUUUUAAAAUUAAUUUAAAACCUGGUUAAGUUCAAAUAAUUAAAUAUUUAAUACAAAGCAAAGGAAACGGUGCUUAUAGUUAUGGUUUUGAUUAAGGAUAUAUUAUUAAUUAAAAUAUUAGUAUCGAUAAGAUUAUUUAAGAUGCAAGAAUUAGUAAAGAAAAGGGACAAUAAAGAGAUGAUAAAAAUAUCUUUUUUAAAAGCAUUAAAUAUUAAGAGGGAAUUAUUCUUUUUUAUAUUAAUGAAACUAAAAAUAUUAUAUAUAAGGAAGAGCUUGAAUUGAAUUUAAAUAAUUUGGUUGUAGACAACAAGCCUAAUAAUUAAAUUCCAAUAUAAAUAGAAGUAAAACCAGGAUAAGUUGACUAUGUUAUUUUAAAAAAUAUUGAUAAAACAUAACCUUCAUCUUAUUCUAUGAGUUUUGGAUAUUAAUUUAAUAAAAUUUGA
This is a messenger RNA of Ichthyophthirius multifiliis, 3066 nucleotides long. RefSeq lists its product as hypothetical. Gene Ontology annotation, cellular component: cytoplasm. The record is from RefSeq and is a predicted model, not a curated record. Gene Ontology annotation, biological process: proteolysis. The transcript has 4 exons. Gene Ontology annotation, molecular function: calcium-dependent cysteine-type endopeptidase activity. NCBI's taxonomy places the organism in Eukaryota, Ciliophora, Oligohymenophorea, Hymenostomatida.